Molecule: messenger RNA, 596 nt
Organism: Dioscorea cayenensis subsp. rotundata (Guinea yam)
Lineage: Eukaryota; Viridiplantae; Streptophyta; Magnoliopsida; Dioscoreales; Dioscoreaceae
Product: protein NUCLEAR FUSION DEFECTIVE 6, mitochondrial
Exons: 3
Coding region: 41-301 (86 amino acids)
Source: RefSeq, a predicted model, not a curated record
UAAAAGUGGGGUUUUUCUUCUCAAAGAUCGAGAGGAAAAAAUGGCGUCGUUCGUGAGGUCCGCCGCCACCUCCGCCGUUAGGGCGGUCGCCGGCCGCUCGAAGACUGCGCUUCCCAAAACUGUCCCGUUGAGGAGGGUCGCUGCUCCUUUCGUCUCCAGGCGCAUUAAUCCUGCUGUUGUGAGUUUGGAGUCGCUGAUGCCUCUCCACAGCGCCAUCGCUUCGGCACGGCUGAAAUCAUUCAUCGCUGUUGACUCCUCCUGUUGGAGUUGGCUCUCUCAAGGUUUACACAAGCGCAUCUGACCACGAAGAGAGGGAGAAUGUCAUUGCAUGCAAGAUUUUGACUCAUAGUUAAAAGCGCUGCUACGAUUCUAGUGAAUAAGUCACUCUUUUUGUAUUUUUAUGAUGUUUGGCAAUGGAAAACAUGUUUGUGGGAACAUGAGAAUGAUGUUCAUGAACACCUCUGUGGUCUUUUUGCCAUUAUUAGAAUCACUGAAGACCUCUAUUUUGUUUAUUUCUUUGGAUUCUUGUAUAUUUUCUCCUUCCUUGGAAGGAGUUUAUUCAAAUAUAUUGCCAUAUGCUUAUAAUAUUCUAGAAC